CUUUCGUUUUCUCCUCAAAGUGAAAGUAAACUCUGUCGGUGUGUUUGAGGAGACUUCUGUUCAGCUUCACUGCUUCUCAUCGAUGAUCUCUGAAACUAAAGAGAAUCACGUCAAAUCUGAACACAUCUGGACACAUCUGUGGUGAAAGAUGGCCGGACAUCAAAACGAAAGCCCCCAGAUGAAGGAACUGCUUCAGCCUGAUAUAGUGCACAACGGCAAUAAGAGCUCAGCUCUGGCCGUCUCCUCCUCCUCUUCCUCCACUGUUGCCAUCUGCUCUUCCUGCUCCUCUUCCUUUGCUGCCCCCUCCUCUUCCUCUGCUCCCUCCUCUUCCUCCUUUGAGCCCUCUUCUUCCUCCUUUGCUCCCUCCUCUUCCUCCGCUCCCUCCUCUUCCUCUGCUGCUCCCUCUUCUUCCUCCACUGAAUCCUUCAGUACCUGGAAUAUCGAUGGUCGACGGGUGGAGGAGGGUGAGGCUGCGUGGACGCAGACGGAGGACGUCUCUUCAUCACGUGUCCUGCUGGACGACCUGAAGAGACUUCCUCAGUGUGACAACAAGCUGAGACCUCUGAACUUCAGCGGGACGCACGCCGUCCUCGUAGACGUGGCUGUUUUCAACUAUGGAGCCGGACCUACUCCUCAGCAAGGGAGAGACAUGUGGCACAGCAACUUUGUGAAAAUGCCAAAUUCACAAGCGAGCUUCAUGAUGAAGUCUGGAUUUAUGAAGCAACCGACCCAGACCAGGAGGUGGGACGUGAUCUCAAAGCAGCUGAGCGCUCUGUCCAAGAAGACGACAGCGAGCGUCGAUGAUGUGGAGGACGCCAUCAUCAAAUAUAACCCCAAGUAUAAAGGUCAGUGGUCGUUUGACGCCCUCUCCAGCUUCGUUAAGAUCGUCCCGAAAACAGAAAAUUACUUCUCCAAACUGUUUCCAAAGAUGGCGGCGUUGGCCUUGAGUCUGCCUGAUCAAGUGAAGAAGGCCAUCCCGAUGCUCCAGCGAGGACACACUGCAGCCAUCACGCUGUCACAGGACCAGAUAUCCUGCCUGCUCGCCAAUGCCUUUUUCUGCACGUUCCCUCAUCGCAACACAACCAGUUCCAACGCAGAGUACCACAACUACCCGACCAUCAACUUCACCAGUCUGUUUGGAAACUGGUCUGAACGGAAGAAGGAGAAGCUGAGAGCCAUCCUUCAUUACUUUCACCUGGUUACAGAGACUAAACUAAAAGGACUGGUGACGUUUGAGAGACGCUGCCUCAAAGACUCGGACCUGCCCAACUGGAGAAAGUGUAAGGAGAAGAUGCCUAAACUUCACGUCUCUUCACGCGGCACCAUCGAGACUGAAGGAACCGGCCUGCUGCAGGUGGAUUUUGCCUCCAGCUGGAUCGGUGGAGGUGUUCUGGGUUCUGGUCUGGUGCAGGAGGAGAUCCUGUUCCUCAUUAAUCCAGAGCUCAUCGUGUCUCGUCUCUUCACGGAGAAACUCGCAGACAACGAGUGUCUCGUCAUCACAGGCUCUCAGCAGUUCAGCCGGUACUCUGGUUUCGGGGACAGCUUCGAGUGGGCCGGUCCCCAUGAGGACCGCCUCGACAGAGACGAGUGGGCUCGGCUGAAGAGGCAGAUUUUAGCCAUCGACGCUCUGCACUUCAGACACAGACAGGAGCAGUACAACAUGAUCAAGGUUACACGGGAACUCAACAAGGCGUACUGUGGAUUUAAGGGUCACAGCCACCAUGAGCCCGACAUCGCCACGGGAAAGUGGGGCUGUGGAGCUUUCAACGGAGACCCACAACUCAAAGCUGUGAUCCAGCUGAUGGCGGCGGCGAAGGCAAAGAGAGGACUGGCCUUUUUCACCUUCGACGAUGAGCAGCUGCAGCAGAGUCUCCAGCGGACGUACAACCUGCUGGUCACAGAGGGAACUACAGUUGAUAAACUGUACGGACUCCUGGAGGAUUACUGCGCUGCUCAGCAGGCGUCCAGCGGUUCACAUGUGGAUCUGUUUGAGUUCAUCAGGAACACCGUCAGACCCUCCAGGAGUCAGCUGUGAUUCACGGCCGCGUCUCAACUUGCACUAAAAUCUAACAGAAAUGAAGAAGUUGCUACUUAA
Molecule: messenger RNA, 2095 nt
Organism: Sebastes umbrosus (honeycomb rockfish)
Lineage: Eukaryota; Metazoa; Chordata; Actinopteri; Perciformes; Sebastidae
Gene: pargl
Product: poly (ADP-ribose) glycohydrolase, like
Exons: 16
Coding region: 149-2035 (628 amino acids)
Biological process (GO): ATP generation from poly-ADP-D-ribose; regulation of DNA repair; carbohydrate metabolic process
Cellular component (GO): nucleus; cytoplasm
Molecular function (GO): poly(ADP-ribose) glycohydrolase activity
Source: RefSeq, a predicted model, not a curated record